Messenger RNA from Triplophysa rosa, 2896 nucleotides. It is a transcript of the gene pms2, whose product is annotated as PMS1 homolog 2, mismatch repair system component. Bases 258 to 2786 code for a protein of 842 amino acids. Gene Ontology annotation, biological process: mismatch repair. Gene Ontology annotation, cellular component: MutLalpha complex. Gene Ontology annotation, molecular function: mismatched DNA binding; ATP-dependent DNA damage sensor activity; ATP binding. The record is from RefSeq and is a predicted model, not a curated record. NCBI's taxonomy places the organism in Eukaryota, Metazoa, Chordata, Actinopteri, Cypriniformes, Nemacheilidae. The transcript has 15 exons.
AGGGCGAUGCAGUGAAACGCGUGCACUGCACUGGUAGUCAAAUAUGAAGCAGUCCACCCCACCCGUGUAUUUGUAGUUUAUCAGUAUUGUGUCGUUGCUUUUUUUCUUUUAACAAUGAAGCAUUGAACUUACGCUGCUGGCCUGAUAAACGCAAGGACAAAAUGCUGUUAAAAUAGCUAACGUUACAAUGCAAUGCAACGGUUUGUUACGCUUCGUUGAUUGAUUUUGCCAUCACAUGUAAUACAGUUAAAGCAAGGAUGUCAGAUACGUGCCCGGGGUCUGCAGGAGCCAUAAAAGCAAUAGACAAGCAGUCUGUACAUCAGAUCUGUUCAGGGCAGGUGGUGCUGAGUCUGGCCACAGCUGUGAAGGAACUGGUGGAGAACAGUAUUGAUGCUGGUGCCACUAAUGUCGAUGUCAAGCUAAAAGACAGCGGAACAGAGCUGGUGGAGGUAUCUGACAAUGGCAAAGGUGUUGAGGAGCAAUAUUUUGAGGGACUUACUUUGAAACAUCACACCUCCAAACUAAGAGACUUUUCUGACUUGAUUCAUGUGGAAACAUUCGGAUUCCGUGGAGAAGCCCUCAGCUCGCUCUGUGCUCUUAGUGAUCUUAGUGUUGUGACCUGCCACGAGAGUGCUCAGAUCGGAGCUCGAAUGGUGUUUGAUCAAGAUGGUCGUCUCACUCAGAACGUGCCCCAUCCACGUCAGCACGGCACGACUGUUACUCUUCAGAAACUCUUUUCCACGCUACCCGUUCGACACAAGGAGUUCCAGCGCAACAUCAAGAAGGAAUAUGCCAAGAUGGUUUUUGUCUUGCAGUCCUACUGCAUCAUUUCCACUGGUGUGCGCAUUACAUGCACCAACCAGAUUGGACAGGGCAAGCGCACCACGAUCCUGUGCACCAGUGGCAGUAACAGCGUGCGAGACAACAUUGGAGCUGUUUUUGGCCCAAAGCAGCUUCAGAGUUUGAUUCCCUUCGUACAAAUAUCUCCUUCUGACGCAAUUAAGGAAGACUACGGUCUCAGUGGGGUCGAUGUCCCAGAAAACCUUUUCACCAUUGAAGGGUUUGUGUCACAAAGCGAUCAUGGUGUUGGUCGAAGUGCUACAGACAGACAGUUCUUUUUUAUUAAUAAACGCCCCUGUGAUCCUGUAAAGGUCUCCAAACUCGUGAAUGAAGUUUAUCACAUGUACAAUCGCCACCAGUACCCAUUUGUUGCUCUAAACAUUUCUGUUGCUUCAGACUGUGUUGAUGUGAAUGUCACUCCAGACAAACGUCAGAUCCUUCUACAAGAGGAAAACCUCUUACUGGCCACUCUGAAAUGUUCACUCAUUGCUAUGUAUGAGACUGGGAUCAAUAAAAUCAGUUUCAAUCACAUACCCACACCAAUUACCAGUCUGUGCAGAACGCCAAAAACUAGUGCCAUUUCAGAAGAUCAAGACACAGAUUCUGUCGCUGAAGCAAUUCAAGAUGAUGUCUCCGAGUCAUCUACCGGCAGCCGAAAGACCUCCAUCAAUUUAGCUGGACUAAAAGAAGCAUUUUCAAACCAUCAGGCUCCCGGAGUAAGGUCAAUGCAGUCUAGUCAUAAAGCUGCUUGUGGUGGUCCAUCUCAGAAGAUGAUGUAUUCCUUUGUCAGCUGCUCCAAAACAACGCCUGACGUUAUAAGAAAGCCUUUGACAUCGUUUACAACUUCUGUAUCAUCUGUGAAAAGUUAUACAGUUUGUCUAGAUAGAUUUAAAAGCACCUUUAAUAGUGAUACUGAUUCUGGAGUCGCACACCAAAAUUCUACCAAAGAAGAUCCAGAACAUGGACAAGACUAUGUUUUACCAGACUCUGUUGUGGAUGAGAAUGGUGUUAAAACAGAGACGGUGGAUGAAGCUGUAGACACAGAGUUCAGGAGUUAUGAUGGUUUGGUGCCAGAGACAAAGUCAGAACAUGAGGACAGAAUCUUUAGUCCAGAAACAAAAAGAGCAAGACGUGACUCCCAAAUCAAAACGGAUUCUCUGGAAUUGUUGGAUUCACCUGUUAGCAUACAGAAGAAAACAGUGCAUUUACAGUUUUCUCUUCAGGAACUUUCUAAAAGGAUACAGAGGUUACAGGCACAGCAGAGAGAGGACAGCGAUAAAGAGCCGAAAUACAGACGGUUCAGGGCAACGAUCAGCCCUGGGGAAAACCAUAGCGCUGAGGAUGAGCUUAAGAAAGAAAUAAGCAAAGAUAUGUUCAAGGAGAUGGAAGUCAUAGGGCAGUUCAACCUGGGGUUUAUUAUCACCAAGCUCAAAUCAGACCUUUUCAUAAUCGACCAGCACGCCACGGAUGAAAAGUACAAAUUUGAGAUGCUGCAACAGAAUACCGUCUUAAAGGGACAGCGUCUUAUAGUUCCGCAAAAUCUUCAUCUCCCUGCCAUCAGUGAAACGGUGCUCAUAGAAAACCUUGAAAUCUUCAGAAAGAAUGGGUUUGAUUUCCUCAUUGAUGAGGAGGCUCAGGUUAUGGAGCGGGUGAAGCUGGUGUCUUUACCAACGAGUAAGAAUUGGACUUUUGGCCCAAGUGACAUUGAGGAACUCAUCUUCAUGCUUAGCGACUGUCCCGGAGUCAUGUGUCGUCCUUCACGCGUACGGCAGAUGUUCGCGUCCAGGUCAUGUCGCAAAUCAGUAAUGGUCGGCACUGCCCUAAACACCACUGAAAUGAAGAAACUUGUGGUUCACAUGGGGGAAAUUGAACAGCCUUGGAAUUGUCCUCAUGGAAGACCCACAUUGAGACACCUUGCUAAUCUGGAUAUGAUUUCUGUGGAUUGAAACACUGUUGCUGUUUGUUUGUUUGUGAUUUUAGUGACUCUCAGACUCGUUUUAAUAAAGGAUUAUAUUGAUUUUUUCUUUUAAUAAAGAAACUUUGUAAUAAAUAUUGU